This is a messenger RNA of Fragaria vesca subsp. vesca, 1332 nucleotides long. RefSeq lists its product as uncharacterized. Gene Ontology annotation, biological process: regulation of DNA-templated transcription. The transcript is spliced from 3 exons. Gene Ontology annotation, molecular function: DNA binding. The coding region runs from base 1 to 1332 and encodes 443 amino acids. The record is from RefSeq and is a predicted model, not a curated record. NCBI's taxonomy places the organism in Eukaryota, Viridiplantae, Streptophyta, Magnoliopsida, Rosales, Rosaceae.
AUGGUGGCCAGCGACUUUACCGCUCUCCUCCCAAGGUUGAAGAGGGAAGAAUGCAAGCGCACAAAGCACGACUCCCAUUUCUCCAACUGGAAGGUUCUUGUGGGGCCCUCUGACUGGGAGGACUAUUGGUUAGGCAAGGAAGGAGCUGAAAGGUACAGAGUUUAUAACCUGCCUAGAGAUGAGAGUCCGGGAGUGUAUGAACUCGGGGUUGCUGUUUCGCGGAGUGGUUUGGGCCGUGGGGUUGAAGCGGAUAGGAUAGUCCCGGUUUAUCUUGGACAAGCUGAUAGUGUGAGGACCAGGCUUCAGCAGUAUGGCCGGACAGGGGCUCAUUUGGGGAAGUGCUGCUCGAGUGAGCGGAUUCGAAAGGGGCCUGGGUUGUUUGAGGAGAUGCUGGGGAGAGGUUACCCCAUUGUGUAUAGAUGGGCUCCUAUGGAAACCAAGAGCAACGCGCUGAAAACAGAAAGUCAGCUGCUUAACACAUUUGAUUAUGCUUGGAACACAAGCAUCAAUGGUGCACGGCGCCCUGAUGAUGUCCUUCAGAGACUCAAGAAAAUUUCUUCAAAACCUACGCGAUUUACUAAUAUUGUUCAGAGGCUUCUACCUUUCAGCCAGAAGCAAGUCGGUAUUAGAAUCAACUCCAGCAAACUGGUGUCAAAAGAGGAAAAGUUCAGUGGCUAUGCUGAUAGGGAGAACCUGAAUCUCAUAGCCCAAGUUUUCAAGUUCGGCAGAUCACAGCCUAGGUUAGUUGUGGAUAGAAGUGGGAUUAGUCAGGAAAAUACUAUAGUUUGUGGGGUGGCUGUCGGUGAUGGAACCCUAUGUAGAAAGGCACCAGUUCAAGGAAGAAAGAGGUGUGCUGAACACAAAGGGAUGAGGAUUACAGUAAAGAUAUCAAAUAGCAAUAUCGGUUCAAAAUGCAGUGUUAUCAGCAACAGAGAAUUUGUUUCGGAUGAAAGUGGCAUUACUCAGGAAAAUACUAUAAUUUGUGGGGUGGCUGUUGGUGAUGGCUCUAUAUGUAGAACACCACCAGUUCAUGGAAGAAAGAGGUGUGCUGAACACAAAGGGAUGAGGAUUAAAGAGUCAAUUACAGUUAGAGUAUCAGAGAAGUACGUGGACUCAAAAUUCAGCAACAAAGAGCUUGAUAGUCAUGAUGCAUCAAAUGUGAAAUAUGAACAGGUAAAGCUUCCACCAGUUCAUGUUUGUGAGAGCUCUACAUCGAUCUGUGGAUUCAUCUUGGCCGAUGGCUCUCCUUGUAGAACAGAACCAAUUCAACGAAAAAAAGGUGUGAUAAGCACAAAGGGAGAAGGAUCCAGAAAUCCAACUCAACGUCAGUGA